This is a messenger RNA of Anopheles coustani, 1571 nucleotides long. RefSeq names its product CXXC-type zinc finger protein 1-like. Gene Ontology annotation, biological process: positive regulation of DNA-templated transcription. Gene Ontology annotation, molecular function: zinc ion binding; DNA binding. The transcript has 4 exons. NCBI's taxonomy places the organism in Eukaryota, Metazoa, Arthropoda, Insecta, Diptera, Culicidae. Gene Ontology annotation, cellular component: Set1C/COMPASS complex. The record is from RefSeq and is a predicted model, not a curated record. The coding region runs from base 80 to 1522 and encodes 480 amino acids.
CCUGGAAAGCUACGAAAACGCCAAAUAAAUGCUUGUUUUGAGAAGUUUGGACCUGUGGUAGUUGAUAAUAUACUCAGAAAUGAGCGAACCGAAGAAAAGGAGUAAAAAAUCUAAAGAAGAAAUUGCUAAAGAGUUUGACUUGCCAGAAAGGAAAAGCAAGAUCGCUACAAUUCUUAAGCAAGAUGGUCAAGCGUAUUGUCUCUGCCGAUCUUCUGAUUCAUCUCGUUUCAUGAUUUGUUGUGACGCCUGCGAAGAAUGGUAUCAUGGAGAUUGCAUAAAUGUGUCCGAGAAAGAAGCGAAGCACAUAAAGCACUACUAUUGUCAACGAUGCAAAGAAGAGGAUCCAUCAUUGCAAACAGUAUUCAGGCUAGUACCAGCACCUGGGCCACCCCCAAAUCCGGAAGAGAAAAAGCCACCGAAAAAGAGAAAAGACAAACCACCGGGAGGUUCUUCCGAGAAGCGUUGUGGUCAGUGCGACGGUUGCCAGGCUGAGAACUGUGGCAGCUGCGAUGGUUGUUUGGGACAGACAAAAAAUGGACGCAAGCAGCGAUGUGAAAUGCGCGUUUGUAGUAAUUCCACGAGUCGCAAAAAAGAUCGUGCGGCACUUAAGGCAGUAGCUAGGAACAAAAAACGAAGGCGUUCACUGUCGCCCGAAUUAAUCAACCCGGCUCUCGAAGGCGACCGCCAGUGCUACGGUCCUGGUUGUAUUAUGACCGCACGGCCUCAAUCAAAGUACUGCUCGAACGAGUGUGGAAUGAAGCUAGCUACUAGCCGCAUUUACCAAGUGUUGCCUCAACGAAUUCAAGAGUGGUCUUUAAGCCCUGCUAUUGGCGAAGAACAGAACAAGAAAGCUCUGGAAUCGAUUCGGACAAAACAAACAAUUGUGCGAGCUACUCUGGCAGAACUCGAUAAACGGCAUGCUGAGUUGGAUCUGCUUGUUGAACGUGCAAAGCGCUGCACACUAGACCCAAACGCAUUAGAUAACAGCGACAUGGAGGAUGAAAUGUCCAUGUACUGUAUCACGUGCGGUCAUGAGAUUCACUCCAAAACGGCCAUCCGACACAUGGAAAAAUGUUUCAACAAGUACGAAAGUCAAGCUAGCUUCGGCAGUAUCUUCAAGACGCGCAUCGACGGAAAUUCUAUGUUUUGCGACUUUUAUAAUCCUGCCAGCAAAACAUAUUGUAAACGUCUUCGCGUUCUGUGUCCCGAGCAUUGCAAAGACCCCAAGGUUAGUGACACGGACGUCUGUGGAUGCCCAUUGGUGAGGAACGUAUUUCAACUGACUGGUGAAUUUUGCCGUGCACCGAAAAAGUUCUGCUUCAAGCACUAUGUUUGGGAAAAAAUACGUCGAGCUGAAAUCGACCUCGAGCGUGUGAGGCAAUGGUUGAAGAUGGAUGAACUGGUGGAGCAGGAACGUCAGAUCCGACAAGCCAUGGCCUCACGUGCGGGUGUACUGGGUCUCAUGUUGCACUCAACGUACAACCACGAGAUAAUGGAAAAAUUGUGUGCCGGCAAAUAUUAGUCGCAUUCCGAUUCAUCAAUAAACGUUUGAAAUUCUAGAAAGAAAGCGU